AUGCAGAAAACUCGGGGGUUUAGUCAUCAUGCUAAAUGUAGGAAUCUGGCCUUGACUAACCUUGCAUUUGCUGAUGAUAUCCUCCUUUUCUGCAGGGGUGAUGUGAUAUCUAUUAAUUUGCUAAUGAAGGCCUUUAACAAGUUUUCAGAUUCUACAGGCCUAAUCUUUAAUCCAAGGAAGUGUAAAGUCUUUUUUGGUAGUGUUGAUGAUGACAGCAAGAAGAUAAUCAGGUGUGCAACUGGUUUUGAAGAAGGCAGAUUUCUUGUGAAGUACUUGGGUGUGCCUCUUAGUAGUAAGAGGUUAGGUAUAAUUCACUACUUGCCACUCAUUGAUAAGAUUACUGCUAGGAUUAGACAUUGGUCGUCCAAAUUAUUAAGCUAUGCAGGUAGGAUUCAAUUGAUAAAAAGUGUCAUUGGGGCAAUAACGCAGUAUUGGAUGUUAAAUUUCCCCCUCCCAAAGGCUGUGAUUAAGAGGAUUAAUUCUAUUUGUCGCAUUUCUGUGUGGACUGGGAAAACUGAUGUGAGCAGGAAAAGUCCAGUAGCUUGGAGCAAAGUUUGUAGCCUGAUCAAGCAAGGCGGACUGGGCCUAAUGAAUUUAACAAUUUGGAACAAAGUUACUCUCCUAAAGUGUCUUUGGAACAUCUGCAAGAAGAGCGAUAAUUUGUGGAUUCAAUGGAUUCACAAAGUGUAUCUUAAGGGCAGGGAUGUGAUGAAUGUGGAGAUAGGGAGUAAUUGUACCUGGAUUAUCAAGAAAAUUUUAAAGUGUAAGAAUCUUAUAGAUCCGAUCAGACAGCUUUGGAAAAGUAUGAGCAAUGAUGGUAAGUUUUCUAUGAGGAAGGUUUAUAAUUGCUUGGUGGAAGAUGUCAGUGUCCCCAUGGUUCCCUCUGUUGAUGCAUAA
Vicia villosa (hairy vetch) is the source of this 897-nucleotide messenger RNA. RefSeq lists its product as uncharacterized. The coding region runs from base 1 to 897 and encodes 298 amino acids. The transcript has a single exon. Lineage: Eukaryota; Viridiplantae; Streptophyta; Magnoliopsida; Fabales; Fabaceae. The record is from RefSeq and is a predicted model, not a curated record.